ACCACUUUACUUGUAUCCUGUGCGUUGUGUUCGACGUAAACUUAACUUAGUUUCAACGAUGGUUGCGUUAGUAGAUGACCUAGAACACGCUACUAUUUACCUAAGGGGUCCUCACGAUAGUGAGGAAAGCGACGGAGAAGGUGGUUUAGGUAAUCUCAACCGACUGACCGUCCGUCCGCCGGGACACAGCGGGAAGGCAAAACGUGGUCAGCUGUGCUUCGACGCGGCCUUUGAAUGUGGCAAUCUUGGUCGAGCUGAUCACAUCACCGAGUUGGAGUACGAUCUGUUCAUUCGGCCGGACACCAGCAGACCACGCUCGCGGUUUUGGUUUAAUUUUACAGUGGAAAAUGUGAGACAGGAUCAGCGAGUCAUAUUCAAUAUAGUUAAUUUUGGAAAAGAAUUUACCCUGUAUAAUGGAGACAUGACACCCCUUGUUAGAUCUACCUCAAGACAAAAAUGGCAGCGUAUACCCAGGAGACUGUUGUUCUAUCAUAGAUCCCUAGUACACAGAGGGCGAAAGAUACUAAGUAUAGCAUUCGGUUUUGAUCGUGAAGAAGACGUGUACCAAUUUUCUGCUGCGUUACCAUACUCCUAUUCACGAUUGCAGAAAUAUUUGAGCAUGUGGGAGAAGAAAUCGGAAGGAUUUGCGACCAGGGAAUCCAUAGCACAAACCACACAAAAGCGUCGGAUAGAUCUCAUAACAAUCGGAGAUUUGGUUCCUAAGUGUACAGAACUGCGAGAGGAGAAUCUUAAUGUGAGGGGCAGAAGUGGAAACGAAAACAAGAGAGUAGUACUGAUAUUAGCUCGAGCGCACGGGGGUCAAUCUCCUUCCUCAUUUAUCUGCCAAGGUUUUAUGCAAGCUAAGAAUUAUCAAUAA
This is a messenger RNA of Leptidea sinapis, 877 nucleotides long. RefSeq names its product cytosolic carboxypeptidase 6-like. The coding region runs from base 59 to 877 and encodes 272 amino acids. Lineage: Eukaryota; Metazoa; Arthropoda; Insecta; Lepidoptera; Pieridae. The transcript is spliced from 5 exons. The record is from RefSeq and is a predicted model, not a curated record.